Molecule: messenger RNA, 1824 nt
Organism: Acipenser ruthenus (sterlet)
Lineage: Eukaryota; Metazoa; Chordata; Actinopteri; Acipenseriformes; Acipenseridae
Product: parapinopsin-like
Exons: 4
Coding region: 82-1110 (342 amino acids)
Biological process (GO): visual perception; G protein-coupled receptor signaling pathway
Cellular component (GO): photoreceptor outer segment; membrane
Molecular function (GO): G protein-coupled receptor activity
Source: RefSeq, a predicted model, not a curated record
UCCUGGGAAAGGUGAGGAGAUUUGAUUAGAAUUUUUGCUCUCAUUUGCCAUUUCUGAGUUUUCCUUCCAACUCCGCAAAUUAUGGAUCGUCCGGAGUUUUUAGCAGCUGCACAAAACAAUGAUUCUACUGAACAAGUACUGAUGCCUAGGAUUGGUUAUACAAUAUUAGCCAUUAUCAUGGCAAUCUUUAGUAUUGCAUCAAUUAUCCUGAAUACAACAGUUAUUUUGGUGACCAUACAAUACCGGAAAUUGAGGCAACCUUUAAACUAUUCUCUGGUGAAUUUGGCGGUUACCGAUUUAGGCGUUACUCUUACAGGGGGAUUGUUAACCACAGUGACAAAUGCAAUGGGCUACUUCAGUUUGGGAAGGAUUGGAUGUGUGAUCGAGGGAUUCUGUGUUGCAUUCUUCGGUAUCGCGGGUCUCUGCACAGUGGCAGUGAUAGCAGUUGAGCGUCUCAUUGUAGUUUGUAAACCCUUGAGGACAGUCACCUUUCAGUCAAAGCAUGCUGUGGCAGGAGUAGCCUUGUCUUGGAUCUGGUCUUUCAUUUGGAACACGCCCCCUCUGCUCGGAUGGGGGAGUUACCAGCUGGAGGGGGUGAAGACCUCGUGUGCCCCUGACUGGUACAGCACUGAUCCCGUCAACGUCUCCUACAUCAUCUGCUACUUCUCGUUGUGCUUCACUGUACCAUUCGUCAUCAUUGUGUUUUCUUAUUCACACCUACUGUGGACAUUAAGAAAGGUGUCCAGGCUCGGGGUUGCCGAGGCGGGCAGCACUGCCAAAGCUGAAGCUCAGGUUGCCCGGAUGGUUAUAAUGAUGGUGUUGGCAUUUCUCGUCUGUUGGCUUCCUUAUGCAGCGUUUGCUAUGGCAGUGGUCUUCAAUCCUCAGCUUCACAUUAAUCCCAUCAUUGCAACUGUUCCCAUGUACCUCUCCAAAACCAGCACAGUCUACAACCCAAUCAUUUACAUCUUCAUGAACAGACAGUUCCGUGACUAUGCUGUUCCAUUCUUAAUGUGUGGAAGAAAUCCUUGGGCUACAGAGGCCGAUGGCCCAGAAGAGGAAACCACCAUUUCUACAAUCAAUAUAAGUAAUACCAAAGUUGCUCCCACAUAACAUGUUUUUUUGUUGUUGUAAAGUUAACUUUCUUUAAAUUUAUUUGACUUUACUGAGCAUAAAUAGCCGUACCACUGUUAAGUACAUGCAGUAUUCAUUUAUUCCAGGCAUCUGGGAAAUCAUUAUGAUAUAAUGCACAUGAUAUAUUGAAAUAUACUCUCGAUGUAUGCAUACAUUUUAUUCUAGAGCACAUAAUUCUUACCUAGUACAUACAAAAUAUACUUAAGUUGGCUUUUGAAUUACAAACUAGAAGGAAUUUUGCACCAGGAAACAGCAGCAACUUCUGGAUAUUCAAAAUUGAAGUUAAUGUAAAUUAACAACAUACUUCAAAUACUUGAUAUUGUGUUAGCCAGCUACUUUGUGCAGCGCACAGUUUUGUUCUUUAUAAAUAAAUAGUGUAUGUCAUUUUUUAUAUUGUUCAAGCUAAUUUUAGACAAGACAUGAUUUAAUCACUUCUUAAUGCAUUUUAAUUAGUCAAAAACUGCUCAUGGUCUUUAAAGAAUAUAGUCUUUAUUUCCAGCUACUUUAUAUAGGUUGUUAUAAAGCACUCUAAUAAUAGUAUUUUAAUGUUGUAUUAUGUAUGUCAUACUGCAUUAUGUAUUUUUCCCUGUGGUUUUGGUUGUUAGAGAAAUCAAUUAUUGUAUGUUAGUGUUAACAAAUAUUUCAUAUUGUCAAUAAACUUGUACAGCUGUUCUUGUAAAAGGUUGUUUUUCU